This is a messenger RNA of Brachypodium distachyon (stiff brome), 1475 nucleotides long. RefSeq names its product transcription factor APG. Gene Ontology annotation, cellular component: nucleus. The coding region runs from base 207 to 1136 and encodes 309 amino acids. Gene Ontology annotation, molecular function: protein dimerization activity; RNA polymerase II cis-regulatory region sequence-specific DNA binding; DNA-binding transcription factor activity, RNA polymerase II-specific. Gene Ontology annotation, biological process: regulation of transcription by RNA polymerase II. Lineage: Eukaryota; Viridiplantae; Streptophyta; Magnoliopsida; Poales; Poaceae. The transcript has 2 exons. The record is from RefSeq and is a predicted model, not a curated record.
GCGCGAAGGGAGGCACAGCACACACAUCGCCGCCGGUUGCCAAACUACCACUGCUACUACUUUGGGAGCUAGCAGAAACUAGACAGCUCGACUGUUGUAGCGAGAAGUGUUUGACAUAGAAGACAUAGCUAUUGGCCUAGUUACCUUGGUUUAGCUACACACUUACACUAGCUACCUUAGCUUGAUUGAUACGUGAUCAACUGAUCAUGGCAUUAGUGCGGGAGCCGAUGGUACUGUAUGACGGCGGUUUCGACGCCUCGGAGGCGUCGGCAUUCGACUCCAUCGGCUGCUUCGGCCACGGCCACGGCCACGACGCGCUCCUAGGCGGCGUCGACGCGGCCGCGCUGUUCGGGGGCUACGCGCACGACGAGCCGGCCGGCGCCAGCGCCAGCGCCUACGUGAAGGACGGCUCGCACUGGGCCGGCGUGGGCGCGUCCGUGCUCGCGUUCGACCGUGCCGCUCGGGGCCACGGCGCGCAGGCCAUGGCGACCGCGGCCGCUCAGGAGGAGGAAGAAUGCGACGCGUGGAUCGACGCCAUGGACGAGGACAAUGGCGAGGCGGCGCCGGCGCCGUCCAUCGGCUUCGACCCGGCCACGGGCUGCUUCAGCCUCACGCAGCGGCCCGGCGCCGGCGCGCGGCGCCCGUUCGGGCUCCUGUUCCCGAGCGCGUCCGGUGGCGCGCCCUCGCCCGACAGCGCCGCGCCAGCGCCGGCAUCCCGCGGUUCCCAGAAGCGGCCAUCCGCCGGGAUUGCGCGCGCGCAGGACGCGGAGCCGCGGGCCAGCAAGAAGCAGUGCGGCGCGAGCAGGAAGACGACGGCCAAGGCGAAGUCGCCUGCGCCUGCCAUCACCUCGCCCAAGGACCCGCAGAGCCUCGCUGCAAAGAACCGGAGGGAGAAGAUCAGCGAGCGGCUCCGGACGUUGCAGGAGAUGGUGCCCAACGGCACCAAGGUGGACAUGGUCACCAUGCUCGAGAAGGCCAUCAGCUACGUCAAGUUCCUGCAGCUGCAAGUCAAGGUGCUCGCGACGGACGAGUUCUGGCCGGCGCAGGGAGGGAUGGCGCCGGAGAUCUCCCAGGUGAAGGAGGCGCUCGACGCCAUCCUGUCGUCGCAGAGGGGGCAAUUCAACUGCUCCAGCUAGAAGGAAACACGUACCGCAUCAGAUUAGAGAUUAAUCAAUAACGAACCACCUCGUUCGAAGAUUAAUAAGGAGGCAUAUGCAAACGUACAUGCUCUUGUUCUUUUACUUAAUCACUACCGUUAUAUAUGUAUCUGUAUUUUAGAGGAGCUUAGCGUUAUGUACCUGUAGAGGAGAGAGGUUUAACAUUUUGUUAAUCCGAUCCUAGCUAGCUCGAAUUUCUCUUCUAGCACGUAGUAGGUAGUACUCCUGCGACCCUUUUCUUCAAAUCAUACUCGUUAGUAGAUGAUCAAUAUAUGUAACAGUUGAUUAUUAGCAAUCGAGUUACACGGUUAGAGUGCA